Messenger RNA from Drosophila busckii, 1326 nucleotides. Its product is annotated as 4-coumarate--CoA ligase 1. NCBI's taxonomy places the organism in Eukaryota, Metazoa, Arthropoda, Insecta, Diptera, Drosophilidae. Bases 1 to 1326 code for a protein of 441 amino acids. Gene Ontology annotation, molecular function: long-chain fatty acid-CoA ligase activity. Gene Ontology annotation, biological process: long-chain fatty acid metabolic process; fatty-acyl-CoA biosynthetic process. The transcript has 4 exons. The record is from RefSeq and is a predicted model, not a curated record.
AUGCGUAAUUACCCAGAGGGCUCUAUUAGAAUUGAGGAGCUGCUAAGAACGCCCAUUGAAGAGAAUUUUUCACCAGCACGCUUGGAAAAUGGCAAUGAUCAAACAUUGGCUAUAUUGUCCUCUUCCGGAUCUACAGGAUUACCUAAAGCUGUUACUGCACGCAAUACGCACGGAUAUUUCAAUGAGUGCUUCGCUGUAACAUCGGAUGACAUAAUGUUUACAAACAGCACAUUUGAUUGGAUGAGCGGACUUAUGCGAUCUAUUAUUGGUGGAGCUUUCGGCGCAAUGUCAGUUAUAGCAGACGCUGAUUUUGAUCGCGCCCAUGUGCUGAGUUUUCUUGAAAAGUACAAAGUUACUUGGUGUCUGUUUGCUAGUGGACAGUUGGCUCAACUGGUGAACUGUGAGGAAUUCGAGAAGACAGAUCUGAGUAGCUUGCGUAGAAUACUUUAUGGAGGUGGGCCCUGCUCCGUAGAGAAUCAGAAACAGUUCCGAAGCAAAGUGCAGAAAGGAGCUAUGAACUUUCUUUACAGCAUGUCAGAGAUUACUGGAUAUGGAUGCAUUAACUUUUAUUUUGAUGAGAAGACAAAUGCAGUGGGUCGAGUCACUCCUGGUUUUCAGUUAAAAAUAAUCAAUGAGCAUGGAAAGGCUCUAGGAGCAAAUGAAGUGGGUGAGGUAUGUCAUAGGAGUAAACAAUACUGGGCUGGCUAUUAUGGUGAUCCAGCAGAGACUAGCAAGAUGCAGGACAAGGAUUUAUGGUUUCACUCUGGUGACUUGGGCUAUGUAGAUGACGAUGGAUUUCUGUAUCUUGUAGAUCGCAAGAAGGAAAUGUUGAAGUAUAUCAACUUUAAGUAUUAUCCACGAGAAAUUGAGGAUAUUAUAGCCAAAAUGCCAGGCGUUGCAGAUGUCUGUGCCUUUGGCAUUUUCAGUGAUGAGUACGGCGAUGAAGCUGCCGCAGUCGUUGUCAAAAUGUCUGGUGCACAAAUAACUGCUCAGGAUGUUGUCGGUUAUGUGCAGCAGCAUGAGAGGGCCAAGCAUUUGCACUUACAUGCUGGAGCUAUCAUUGUGGACGAUCUGAAACGUCUGCCUAAUGUGUGCCUGGUGGCUUUUAACUAUGCAAAUGGCAGUUCGAACGCCUCCAGUUGCCAUGGCAAUGAGUUGGAGCUGCUAACAGUACCAGGCAUUGAGCCCUUCUUUGCGCCCUGCGAGUCUCGUUUGGAAGGUGAUGGCUGGACGAUCAUACAGCGACGUUUGGAUGGCAGAGUGAGCUUCGAUCGCAGCUGGCAGGAAUAUCGCGAUGGCUUUGUGAGCAACAAGGCUUUGAAUUAA